AUGCUCUUCUCCGUCGUACCAGCAGCCAUCGUGCUGGCCGCCAGCCAGGCCGUCAACGCCCUGCCGGCCGACUUGGACGCCCAGGGCGCGGUCACUCGCAUGUCUGCCACGGGGAUCAACGGCCGGCAAAUCGACCUCGCCGCCCAAUACAAGUCCAAACGAAGCGACGGGGCGGGCCCCUGCGUCGACAGCGACGAUGUUCUGUCCUGUGCGAAGAAAAUGAAGGGCACGUUCAAGGUCGAUGCCGAAGCGACCUUUCCAACGCGCAAAAUUCGCCUCCCAGCCAGGUACUACGGACCUGAGCGCAACAUCCGCGGUCUGCUCGGCGAAAUCGAGCUUGAAUACAGCGUUGCGCUCUCGUCGUGCGCGCUUGCCGACCCCGUCGUCGUGCACAAGGAGCCGGUCAAAACCUGCAAAGAAGACACCUGCGAGGAGGCUGUCAAGUUUGUAACCACCGUGACCGACACGGUGGCCAUGGGUUACAGGUUUGCUGGCUACCUGAAUGGUCAUAUGACUCUGAACACUCCGCCCGAGGUCAAGUUCACGUCCGAGAAUGGCCAGGGCUGGUCGAGCUCGACUACAACGACCCAUGAAGUCACGAGAAACAUGACCAUAUACCAGGAUCAGACGUGCGCCGCGGCAACGGUGCAGAUGCAAGUCGUCUGCCAGGCCGUCGUCAACGCGCCAAAGGACGUCAAUUUCAUCGGCAAGGAAUUCCCAGAGGGCCGGUUCAAGGUUAUCCCAGACUUUUGCGGCCCCAAGGAUCACAUAUUCUCGUCUCAAAUUACCCCGGAAGUCAAGAGUGUCUGCGAUGCCAUGUCUAAGCACCCCGUCAGCAUGGACUUCCAGAUAACGCCUUUCAAGAGCCCUUGGGUUAUGGGGGGUUGCCUGAACAGCUAA
Molecule: messenger RNA, 900 nt
Organism: Ustilaginoidea virens
Lineage: Eukaryota; Fungi; Ascomycota; Sordariomycetes; Hypocreales; Clavicipitaceae
Exons: 2
Coding region: 1-900 (299 amino acids)
Source: RefSeq, a predicted model, not a curated record